CAGGAGGCGGUGCCUUAUAGCGCGGCGCGGCGGCAGCGCCGGCACAGCCCGACGGCCGGGACCGGGACCGGGACCCUGGACAGCGCCGCCGCCAUGGAGCACCUGAAAGCUUUUGAUCGGGAAGUAAAUGAGUUUGUGGACUAUAUGUUUGGGCCUCGAGAUGCCAGGGUUAGAGGAUGGUUCCUUUUGGACUCUUACCUUCCUACAUUUUUCCUUACUGGAGCAUAUCUACUCUGCAUAUGGCUGGGCAACAAGUUCAUGAAGAACAGGCCUCCUUUCUCUCUCAGGGCUCACCUCAUUGUAUAUAACCUUGGGAUUACACUGCUCUCCUUGUACAUGCUUAUAGAGCUCAUCCUUGCCACGUGGGAAGGAGGCUACAACUUGCAGUGCCAGAACCUCCACAGCGCAGGGGAGGCUGACAUCCGGGUAGCCAAGGUGCUGUGGUGGUAUUAUUUCUCCAAAGUAAUUGAAUUCAUGGACACUAUCUUCUUUGUCCUGAGAAAGAAAAGCAGUCAGAUCACCUUCCUUCAUGUGUAUCACCAUGCCACUAUGUUUAACAUUUGGUGGUGUGUUCUAAACUGGAUACCUUGUGGGCAAAGUUUCUUUGGACCCACUUUGAAUAGCUUUAUCCACGUGCUUAUGUACUCUUACUAUGGACUGUCUGUCAUCCCUUCUAUGCGCAAGUAUCUGUGGUGGAAGAAAUACCUCACUCAGGCACAGCUGAUCCAGUUUCUGCUCACUAUUGCGCACACACUCAGUGCAGCUGUGAAGCCAUGUGGGUUCCCAUUUGGCUGUCUCAUGUUCCAGUCCUCCUAUAUGGCCACACUGGUCGUUCUCUUCAUAAACUUCUACAUUAAGACGUACCGGAAAGCACCUUCAAGAACAGCUAUGAAGGAAACCUCUAUAAAGGAAACAGAAAUCAAGAAUGGUUUCCACAAGGACUACUUUGCUGCUGCCAAUGGAUUCCUGAACAAUAAGAAAGCACAAUAAGUAUUGUCUUUCCUAUGAUAUUUUUUUUUCUAAAAAAUAAAACAAACACAAGACAAAAAGACUGAAGUGCAAGCUUUAGCUUAAAACCUAUUUGAUUACAUCUAUGAGUCCUUUGUACCAGACACUUAUUAAUGUAUUGCUAUUUAGGUUUUAACAAAAUGGGUAGAAUUACUUGUCCUAUCAAAGGUCACCAUGGGAACAAAGAAGGCCAAGAUCUCUCUCAUACAAAGAAGAAAACCUUUCUGAUCUUUAAUGCUGACACAAAGACGCCUUACAAAACAUUUGAUGGACGAAUUAAUCAAUGCCUUCAAAAGGUUAGGGCUCUGUUCAGGCUAAUGCAGUGAGCACUUUCUGUGCGUGGGAGAGGUCAGGAGGCAAGGCUUUGCAGUGCACCAACAUGUUUAGCUAAACUAUGGUCAAGGUCAGAAAAAGGAAGAGGAGAAAAAAAAAUAAUGGGAGAAUCAUACCUUUUCCAUCACCAUACUCCUCCUCUGCUUCUUUCCAGCCAUUCCUCAAAGCAUACUCCCUGCCAUGGACACCAACAAGGUGCAGCCAUCACUUUGGCCUUCUGGGAGCCCUGGGGAAGGACAUGAGAAGGCAGAGCCGUUUGUACCAUCUCAGAGUCUGCAGACAUACAUGCACCAUGCUUACUUGUUUUAGAUAUGUGCAACCUGACUCAUAUACUAGAAAAGCUGGCAGAAGCUUGUUGUUUCACUGGUAGCGGCUGGGGCUGUCCAGUAUGGCAUUUAGAAUACAUAUUACCUGAUGAUACGGGUUUAUGAGCUCUAGUCUGAGCAAAGCAAGUCACUUUGGACAUGCUAAAUGAAUAUGAGUUCUGAGUAAAUGGAUUUUCAAAGAAAUAAGAACUCAACAACUAAAUGAAGAUGAAUCUUAUGAGUGUAAAUAUAAUCCUAUACAAAGUCUGCUAAUUUGAAGCAAGCUGACAUAUCACAGAUUAACAGACUGGAAGGCAAAGAAAACCUUAAAAGCAAAAUUCAGCAAUGAGCAAAGCACAUUAUAUAAGCAUUUCUGUGUUAGGUGGGCCUUAUUCAGACUGGUCUAUGACUGGAGAAACAGAUGGGACUAAGGCACAAUUCUCUGUAGGGAAAGCAAAGGCAUAUUUGCUGCCUGCAGCUGUAAUGGUGUGUCUCUCACAACAGCCAGUCAGCAUCUUCUCUGCUUCAGGUAGCUCUGUUUACCUCCCACUUAAAGAGGGAAGGGCAGAGUACCCAAGAUUAGCUGUGGAGACCUGCUCCUCACACUUUUCUCCUAUAGCCCAUUUCAAAAUCUCUACUAAAACUGGACACAACUGAAAUCCCCACAGUGCUGCAGCACAGGCAGUACAUCCGACCAGCCUCGCUGUUAAACUUCAUCAUCAUGAGCUGAGGAACCAAAAUAACUGUGGUAUGCAAACACUUUUGACAAAAUAUCACAGAAGGCAAUUACCUGAACCAUUCAUCUAAGGCUGGCAACAAAAUGGUUGCCUGGCCCGGCAUGGAUUUUAGGCUGAGCAGAGUCAACAACCUUUUGAUGGCAAAGCAUGCAUUUGACUAUCAAGGUGGACGUCAGCAUGCUAUGAGUUCACUAUGGCAACCAAACCCAGAGAUAUUGUCUUUUGUUUUGUUGAAACCUCAUUCAAAAGGAAAGGAAAUAAAUAAAUGCCUUACUUGAAACUUAAAGGGCUGGGGGGAAAAAAAAAAAAAAAGGAAAAAAAUCAAAACGGUCUCACCUUGCAGAUCCAGACUGGCCAGGAAGGCUGGAAUCAGGUAUGUUUUACAUUCUUCAGACCUGUCUUAACAUCUUCAAAAUGCUGCAACUUUGAAGAAAGAGAAGCAUUGACUUUUUAAACUGAUUUUCCUGUAAUACAUAACACUAUAAAUAAACAAAUUUUACUAUCA
Messenger RNA from Apus apus (common swift), 2888 nucleotides. RefSeq names its product ELOVL fatty acid elongase 2 (gene ELOVL2). Gene Ontology annotation, biological process: fatty acid elongation, saturated fatty acid; very long-chain fatty acid biosynthetic process; sphingolipid biosynthetic process. The record is from RefSeq and is a predicted model, not a curated record. NCBI's taxonomy places the organism in Eukaryota, Metazoa, Chordata, Aves, Apodiformes, Apodidae. The coding region runs from base 94 to 990 and encodes 298 amino acids. The transcript is spliced from 8 exons. Gene Ontology annotation, molecular function: fatty acid elongase activity. Gene Ontology annotation, cellular component: endoplasmic reticulum; endoplasmic reticulum membrane.